AUGGCUUCAAAAUCUUAUAUAAUUUUAGGAACUGUUCUUCUCUUAAGUGCGAUGGUUUUGUAAUAUGAAAGUGCUACCCCUCUGGCCAAUGAUCAUAACUCUUGGAUGUUGAAAUAUAAUAAAUAAUAUUACUCAUUGCUUGAACAAGAGUAUAGAAGACAAGUGUUUGAGAGAAAUGUUAAAUUAGUAGAAGAGACAAACAAAAAACAAACUGACUUUGUAUUGGAAAUUAAUGAAUUUGCGGAUCUAACAUAAGAAGAAUUCUCAAUUAAAUAUUUACAAUAUGAUCAUUAAAUUUCUAAUUAAUAAACAUAAUAAUUGUUUAAAGAUGGGUAGGAUUUAAAUCAAGAAAUAGAUUGGUCUAAAUAUGCUGGAAGUGUUAGAAACUAAGGAUAAUGUGCUGGAUAUAUCUUUAAUGUAUUGGAUCUUUUGGAUGCAAAUAAUAAAAUUAUUAAAAAUAAUUAAAAUCCACUAUCUUAACAAGAUCUAAUUGACUGUUCAGGAUCAUAUGGUAAUUAAGGAUGCCAAGGUGGUUUUAUUUCUGGCACAUUGAAUUAUGUAAAGGAUAAAGGUUUGGCCUAUGAAAAAGACUACCCAACAACUUAAACUAGUGGAGUUUGCAAGAAUGUUUAAAGAACCUUCCGCAUCUCAAGUUACAUAACUGUGAACAAUUGUGAUGAUUUAAUUAAAGCUUUGUCUAACUCAACAGUCACUGUAGCAGUUGAUGCAACUUCUUGGUAAUUCUAUAAAGGUGGUGUUUUGACAUAAUGUGGAAGUUCUUUAAACCAUAAUGCAUUGUUAACUGGAGUUACAAAUGAUGGAGUAUGGACUCUUAAAAAUACUUGGGGAACAUCUUGGGGAGAAAAAGGAUUCAUAAGAUUAGGAGCUGGAAAUACUUGUGGAGUUUGCAAGGCUGGUUCACAAUAAGUAUUUUGAAUAGAAUUAAUAUCAGUUAAAUAUUAGAAUUAUAAAACAAUUAUCUUACUAUA
Paramecium tetraurelia is the source of this 989-nucleotide messenger RNA. RefSeq lists its product as uncharacterized. The transcript has 3 exons. Gene Ontology annotation, molecular function: cysteine-type endopeptidase activity. Gene Ontology annotation, cellular component: lysosome. NCBI's taxonomy places the organism in Eukaryota, Ciliophora, Oligohymenophorea, Peniculida, Parameciidae. The record is from RefSeq and is a predicted model, not a curated record.